CUUCAGUCUCGCGUCGCCUUCCACAGUGACGAACGAUCUCCUUCACUGCUUACGAGCCGUCCCUGAGAUCUCGAACCACACAUCAGCACACAACUUGUCAAAAUGCCUGCCAGCCACUCCGAACAACUCAGGGCCGUCAUUGAGAACAAAGGCCUCAAGUUCCACCUCAAGGCCGGGAACGCCAAGUGGGAGUGCACUAUCUACGACCGCAACACACAUGAGAAGCGCAAGGCAGAGCGCACCAAUUCCUCCUCGUCCGUCUCGACGACCGGGCCAAGCUCGUCGCCCAGCUCGAGCACCAAGUCGCACUAAACCGUCAUCACACCUUACAAAAUUCGUUGAAUCGUUGAAGAGAGGCUAUCACUCCGUUGAGUUGACCUCUUCGCAGUGAGGGCAGAACGACACACAAGCCAACGGGUUCUUGUUUGCCCUCAUUAUUUUUCUUGGCUCUGUUCUUUGCGCAUAAUACCCAACCGGUACGGAGUAUGGCACACAUUAUUUUUGAACCCUGAGAACAAGGGGGGAAUGGAGUUUGGGAUUGCGGAUGAGACGGAUCGGGCGGCUGAGGGAUUGGUGGGGGAGAGCUCGGUGACGGGAUCCGGGUAAUCAGAUGCACCCCACCGGACUGUGGACCCUGACGAGAGGGAUUCCCCCCCGCAAAGCGCUCUGACUUUCGCGAGACCCCGAAUCCGAGCCGCUAUGGCGCUCUCUCUCCACGUCCGCACGACCGCCUGGCCUCGUUUCUCCCUUUUCCAACCUGACCUUUCCGGCGUUUUCAGGGCGGUUGGGCAAAACUUGGGGGAUCUCGGGAGUUGUCAUCAAACAUCAGUCAUGUUUUUAUGGGCGUUACGACGGGGCUUGUUUCAUCGAGACUGGAAGGGACGAUGUCAUCCAUUGGCAGCUAAAAUAGAAUGUUUCGUUUAAUCCUC
Thermothelomyces thermophilus ATCC 42464 is the source of this 929-nucleotide messenger RNA. RefSeq lists its product as uncharacterized. The coding region runs from base 103 to 312 and encodes 69 amino acids. NCBI's taxonomy places the organism in Eukaryota, Fungi, Ascomycota, Sordariomycetes, Sordariales, Chaetomiaceae. The record is from RefSeq and is a predicted model, not a curated record. The transcript has 2 exons.